Molecule: messenger RNA, 965 nt
Organism: Formica exsecta
Lineage: Eukaryota; Metazoa; Arthropoda; Insecta; Hymenoptera; Formicidae
Exons: 5
Coding region: 1-786 (261 amino acids)
Source: RefSeq, a predicted model, not a curated record
AUGAUUUGCGUUGAGACUCAACAUUUUGAUCUUAAUCGGAUCCUGCUACUUGCAAUCGGCUUAUGGCCGUAUCAAAACUCAAAAUUUAGUCAACUUCAGGCCAUUUUGUGUUUUGGUAUUUUGACAAGUUUUGUUGUAUUUCAGCUUACAGCGCUUAUAACUACAAAAUGCACUGUUGAUUUUAUCAUCAAAGUUUUUUCUUCCACAAUAUUCUUUAAUAUCUACGUAAUUGUGUACACCAUGUUUUGGAUUAACACCCAUCACGUGAGAAAUUUGUUGGAGCAACUACACUGCAUCUGUAAUGAUCUAAAAGAUGAAAACGAACUUACCAUCUUUAAAAAGUAUAAAGAUAACACAAGACGUUAUACAGUUAUAAUUACAUCAUUCGCCAUAUGCUGUGUAUUUAUUCUUACUGUACUGCCUAUUUGGCCACAAAUCCUUGGUACUGUCUUGUACAUAAACGAGUCUCAACUACAGAGUCAGACAAUACAAAUCGUGACUGAAUAUUUUGUCGAUCAAGAAAAAUAUUACUAUUUAAUUUUACUGCAUACAGACGCAGUUUUUUGUAUUGGAGUGACUACAUUGACAGCGAUAGGAACAAUGCUCUUAGGAUGCGCCAUACACGCAUGUGGAAUAUUUAAACUUGCAAGUUAUCGUAUGGAGCAAAUAAUGACGACCGAAAUGCUUAAAAACAUUAACUUGAAGAAUCGAGCUAUGAUUUAUAACAAAAAAAUAUUCAAUGCCGUCGAAAUACAUUGCAAGGCUAUAAAGUUGGUAUGCGUAUAACAAUUAUAUGUAUAACACUUGUAAUAAUUUUGUUUUUCGUAAAGGUUCAUCAAUGUAUUGCUAUCUAAUUUUGAAGGCUCGUUUCUGUUAUUAAUAAUUUAUAGUGUGAUUUGUUUGAGCCUGAGUAUUUAUGCAGUAAGUACUUUUUUCGUGUUUUAGAAACAUUUUUAAGAGGGAUA